UUUUUUUUGGGCUUUACUAAAAUUCAAACAGUACAGUGAAAAAAUAAAAAGGGCAGUUAAUGGGAAGUCCAAGCUUUUGCCCACCCUCGCACACAUACGGGUCUGAGCGAAGCCACGUACGGUUCGGUGACUUCGUUCUCCCAGGGCCAGAGCCAGAGCAAUCUUCCUCCGACGAUGACGACGAUUCCCCCAAACUAAUCAAUACUCCUGACUCAAAUUAUUCAACGGAAACUCCCCAACACGGCAAAACUAUAGAUUUUUGUGGGCGUACGAUUCAGUUCGUAUCUAGGGUUAUUCGUUCAUGGGGAUGAGGGGUUGGGGAGCGGGGAUCGUCGUGGCGUUGGUGGUGUGGGUUAGGCUAGCGUCCGCUUCCAAGCCGUUUAGGGUUUCGCCGUUUACAGCCGUUUGUCCUGUGGAAUCCGCUUCCGAUUCGAUCCUAAGGUUUCGCAAUCGGAAUUGCCCCUUAAACGGUGAUUCUAGAUCCCUUGGUCUCGUUGCGGCUACCGAGGGAGAUGAGCUUUCACUGCUAUUGGCAUUAAAUAUGGUUCACACGAACAGUCAUCAAUAUGUAGCUGUGCUCUUCUAUGCAUCUUGGUGCCCUUUCUCGAGGACUUUUAGGCCAAUCUUCUCCGUCCUGUCUCUUUUGUAUCCCUCCAUCCCCCAUUAUGCAAUUGAAGAAUCAAACGUCAGGCCUAGCGUACUUUCGAAGUAUGGAGUUCGUGGGUUUCCCACUGUUUUCCUUUUGAACUCCACAAUGCGUGUUCACUAUCUUGGCUCCCGGACCCUUACUUCUCUCAUUGCUUUCUAUGUUGAUGUGACUGGCAUUAAGAUGGCACCAUUGGAUCUAAUAUCCCUGGAAAAAGUUGUAUGUCCAUCAAAUCAUGAGAAGCAUGAUAACACCAAGCAGGAAAGCUGUCCAUUCUCAUGGGCAAGAUCUCCAGAGAAAUUGCUUCAGCAGGAGACAUAUUUAGUUUUGGCCACCGCAUUUGUGCUUCUGAGAUUGCUAUAUUGCUAUCUUCCAACUGUACUUCUAUGUGCUCAAUGUGCUUGGAGAAGACACAUUCGAAAUUUGAGAUUAGGGAGUUUGUGGGAGCAUCCUUUGGCAUAUCUGAAGUGCGCAAUUCAGUUAUUCAAUUCUCUAAAGGAGCCUUGCAAGAGAAGCAAUUUACAGGAAGGAGCAAUGAAUGCCAGGGCAUGGGCCUCCAAGUCCCUAGCGACAGUCUCAAUUGGGGAUGCAGGCACCUGCCGGGGUUUGCCUGGAGGUGAAUGUCACUGAUGUUUCACUAUUACCAGAUCGGAGGGAAAAAAAAAUCACAUAAAGCCUUUGGCUGGCUUCAGAAACUCUUUCCAGGAGCUCCUUUUGUUUUGUUUGGGAUAAUCUUCAUGACACCUGUGAUUACAGUAUUUUCAUGUAGCCAUGUCGACCUUAUCUUGAGGUAGUCAUUCAUCUCGUUAGCUAUACGAUUUAGAUUACAACUUUAAGAUUAGUGAAAAGGGCAGAAAUUUUAGACCUCUAUUUCUGAAUAGUUCAUUUUAAAUUGACUAAACUUCCAAUUGUGUAUCCUAUAAUUGUUUAAAAGCCCGUCUCUUUACCUUUA
This is a messenger RNA of Juglans regia (Persian walnut), 1598 nucleotides long. Its product is annotated as 5'-adenylylsulfate reductase-like 4. The record is from RefSeq and is a predicted model, not a curated record. NCBI's taxonomy places the organism in Eukaryota, Viridiplantae, Streptophyta, Magnoliopsida, Fagales, Juglandaceae. The coding region runs from base 302 to 1276 and encodes 324 amino acids. The transcript has 5 exons.